AUGUCCGGCUUCAUGAAAAAAUUCAAGAAGAAGCGGAGGCUUUCAACGGAGCUGCAUGACCGCUGGGGUGAUCCUGCGAUCAGUUACCCCAACGAGGGGUCUUGGAACCAGUGGAACCAAACGUCAGGAUUUGUGGCCAAUGCCUCCAUGCCUAUAGAGGCCCCUUGUCGCCUCCAGCCGGACGAUUCACGAAAUUAUGGACGACCCUCUGUUCCACCUCUACAACACCAAGGCUGGAACAACUUCAAUCCUCACAUCCACGCUCACACCCCACCGGACUCGAAACACGAUGGCUCGAACUUCCCCAGUGGAUACUUUGAUGCAAGUAUCCGUCGUCGCCCUGAGAAGGCCCUAAGAGCCCAAUAUCAGGGCCUGGGGAUAGAUGGCCCUCGACACGACAUACAAGAAGACAUCAGGGAUGAGGAAAACGACAGCAUUUGCGAUGAAUCCUGUGACGAAGAAGACGAGGAGCGCGAUACUAUGGGAGACCCUCGAGAGCUGAUGUAUCGUGGCCACGCGACUGGAGACAUUCCACGUGUGGGCCGGGAUGAAUGCGGCUCUUACGAUCGCGCAGCAAAAUCUCCGGCGCUGUCUAUUACAUCUCGUAUGCGUCGAGUCAGCACCCAAAGCUCAGCAACUCAAGCAUCUUCUGUUGCUGGUAGUUCUAGAAGGACUAGUUACACCGCGGCUUCUUCUGUCUCUGCACCUUCUCUUCCGGAUACUCCCCGAUUUGCGUCCCAUGCCAUGCAUUCUGCACAUGCAGAGAAGCGACCGCCGGUCCCUCGUCCCAAGACCCGAGAUCCUGAGCCAACUCCAACUCAACAUGAGAUGGUACCAUCUUAUGAUGAGCUAUAUGGUUGA
Molecule: messenger RNA, 861 nt
Organism: Penicillium longicatenatum
Lineage: Eukaryota; Fungi; Ascomycota; Eurotiomycetes; Eurotiales; Aspergillaceae
Exons: 1
Coding region: 1-861 (286 amino acids)
Source: RefSeq, a predicted model, not a curated record